Molecule: messenger RNA, 2732 nt
Organism: Gekko japonicus
Lineage: Eukaryota; Metazoa; Chordata; Lepidosauria; Squamata; Gekkonidae
Gene: CCNYL1
Product: cyclin Y like 1
Exons: 10
Coding region: 238-1245 (335 amino acids)
Biological process (GO): regulation of cyclin-dependent protein serine/threonine kinase activity; regulation of canonical Wnt signaling pathway
Cellular component (GO): plasma membrane
Molecular function (GO): cyclin-dependent protein serine/threonine kinase activator activity; protein kinase binding
Source: RefSeq, a predicted model, not a curated record
GCCGCCUCCCCUCCCCCCCCGUUCUCCUCAGCGGGGCCCGUUGGGAAGGCGGCCGGUCUUCCGGCGGGGGCUUCUGGGCUCCCUCGCUGUGGGGAGCGGCCGCAGGCGGGAAGGAAGGAAGGAAGGAAGGAGGCGUGACCAUGAGGCGGGGCUGCUGCCGCCGGCGUCGCCGCGGGCCGCGGUAGCCCAGCCGAAGCCUGUAGCCCGAGCGGCGGUCGGUCGCUGCGGGCCGCCACCAUGGGCAACACCCUCACCUGCUGCGUCUCCCCCGGCGCCAGCCCCAAGCUUGGACGGGCCCGCGGGGCGGCGGCCAGAGGCGGCGGGGUCGGGAUGGGGGCCGGAGGAGUGCAACACAUCAGCGACCGCGAGUUCCCGGAUGAUUUAGCAUUGGAGUCGAAUCCAUCUGACCAUCCUCGGGCAAGCACAAUUUUCUUGAGCAAAUCCCAAACAGAUGUGAGAGAAAAGAGGAAAAGUAACCACAUCAACCACGUUUCCCCAGGGCAGCUUACAAAAAAGUAUAGUUCAUGUUCAACAAUAUUUAUAGACGACAGCACAGUCAGCCAGCCUAAUCUUAGGAGCACAAUAAAAUGUGUGACAUUAGCAAUAUACUAUCACAUAAAGAACAGGGAUUCGGACAGAUCACUGGAUAUUUUUGAUGAGAAAUCUCACCCGCUCACGCGGGAAGAGGUUCCGGACGACUACUUCAAGCACGAUCCCGAUCACAAGCACAUCUACCGCUUUGUACGUACACUCUUUAGUGCGGCGCAGCUGACUGCCGAAUGUGCAAUAGUGACGCUGGUUUACUUGGAAAGGCUCUUAACCUAUGCUGAGAUUGACAUCUGUCCAAGUAACUGGAAGAGAAUAGUUCUAGGUGCUAUACUGCUGGCUUCUAAGGUGUGGGAUGACCAGGCUGUGUGGAAUGUGGAUUACUGCCAAAUACUGAAGGAUAUUACAGUGGAAGACAUGAACGAGAUGGAAAGACACUUCUUGGAGCUCCUCCAGUUCAAUAUCAACGUUCCUGCCAGUGUUUACGCCAAAUACUACUUUGACCUUCGCUCCUUAGCAGAUGACAACCACCUGAGCUUUCUGCUAGAGCCCCUCAGCAAGGAACGGGCACAGAAGCUGGAGGCGAUCUCCCGGCUGUGCGAGGACAAAUACAAAGACUUGUCUAAAGCUGCUAUGAGGCGAUCUUUCAGCGCUGAUAACUUAGUCGGUAUUCGCCGUUCUAACGCCAUCCUCUCCUGAGCGAGACGGGGAACGCUGUGACGAGCCGGCGUGUUCCUCCGGACUGGGAAUACCGCAGCCGCCGUCAGCCCACAAGCCAGCUGCGACGGUGUCUUCCGGCCAGAGGGGCCAGGGGUGAGCAAACGCAGCCCGGGAAGCCCCAGAGCCAGAGGACCGUGGGGGGGGGGGGGGAGGAGACGGGACCUCCUCAAACCGGCACACCCCUUUGAAAAUCCAGAGGUGCAGAACCUUUUUGAAGAUCCUUUUUCUCUGUGUUCUCUCCUCCUCCUCCGACACACAGAUGUUUGCUUACUGUGUAGGCUCAUAGCUGUGAACUACGUGAAGUUGGGUUUUUUAAAAAAAAUAAUGACUAGUUUUAAAUUUUAGGGUUUUGAACAUUAACACGACUCUCUAGUCGCAAAGCUCUUCCCCUUCAGUCAUCCAGGACCUCACCGCUCCAGCCGCCUUUCGGGGACGGGGGCAGCGUGGACGGCCGGGACUCUUUAGGACACAGUCUGGAGCCAGUCUGGAGCUGAUAAUGGUGGCACUGGGGACGGCGGAAGGCUCUCUCCUCUCGUCUGCUGCCACGUAUCUGCUAUGCCAGUUUUUUAAGACCCAAGGGCUGCUGAGUAGGAGGUGGUGUUCCCGGGGUGAACCACGAUCUCCCGGCUGGAGAUUGUCAAGGGAUUUGGAAGUGUUUGGGGGCAGGAGCAAAGGAAUGGUGUUCAGGUGGUUUGCUAGCAUGGGGGGGAGGGGGGGAAGAACAACCAGUGGGUCAGGGUCCAUUUCUUGUCAGCUAUGGUGCUUCUCGUGUUCUCCUACCUGCACUCGAGCCCCGGGAGAGACACGAUCCACCGCACACUACUUUGCCUGAAACGCUGAACUAGGUUUCUGUCGAAUGCUUAGUCCAAAUGUACUGACUUGGCCACGAACAGACAAUUAAGGCUGCGCUGCUAAAAUUUUCACUACAAUAAACUGGUAUUGGGGGGGGGGGCAGGCCUGCUUGGAUUCCCUACCCCUCCAAAGGUUUUCACAAGGCCUUAAAUUGGAAACUGUGUCGAGGGUUCUUGACUUGGGGGGGGGGGAGAAUACGGUGAUCUUCAAUUUAUAUAAUUGCUUUUAAAACACUCAAAAGUAAUUCAAUGCCACUUGCUCUGGAAGCCAACUUGUAAAGCUGGCCUUCCUUCUAGAUCAAGUUUACUGGUUCAGAACGGCAAUUUACAAUACGUUAAAAAAACAACUUCCUAUGCCUAAAACUGGGCAGCACUUUGCCUCUGGGUCAGAGCACUCCAGCCUCAUGUCCUUUUGAAGACCUCCCCCCGUCCGUUGGGUGUCGCUCCGACUCUUGUACAGCCCCCUCUUUCAGUCCGGUGCCUUCACGUUCCACGGCAGGUGUUCUCCGGCACUCGGACUGUUGGUCUCAUGCAGUAUUUUCCUCGACCGGCUCCAGGCGGGCAGUUUACGGUCUGCGACUUCAGGUAUUGAUCACAAAUUUAAAUUUUGAAACA